Molecule: messenger RNA, 664 nt
Organism: Oryza sativa Japonica Group (Japanese rice)
Lineage: Eukaryota; Viridiplantae; Streptophyta; Magnoliopsida; Poales; Poaceae
Product: large ribosomal subunit protein eL37z
Biological process (GO): translation
Cellular component (GO): ribosome; cytosolic large ribosomal subunit
Molecular function (GO): structural constituent of ribosome; RNA binding
Source: RefSeq, a predicted model, not a curated record
GCCCAAUCAAUUGCGUUGGUUAUGAAUGGCCCAUGGAAGCCCACUAUUGCUGCUCCCGUGCUCCCUAUAAAUAGCUAGGGUUUUACGCCACUUCCCCCAUCUCCGCCGCCGCCGCCCCACUCUCCAACCCUAGCCGAGAGGAGCAGACCAAGCAAUGGGGAAGGGUACGGGCAGCUUCGGCAAGCGCCGGAACAAGACGCACACGCUCUGCGUCCGCUGCGGCCGCCGCAGCUUCCACCUCCAGAAGAGCACCUGCUCCUCCUGCGGCUACCCCGCCGCCCGCAUCCGCAAGUACAACUGGAGCGUGAAGGCCAUUAGGCGCAAGACCACAGGAACUGGAAGGAUGAGGUACAUGCGACAUGUGCCUAGGAGGUUCAAGAGCAACUUCAGAGAAGGUACUGAGGCUACCCCAAGGAAGAGAGCUGCCGCAGCCAACUAGAUCCUGUUUUGCUGUCAAAGCAGCUAUGAAACUAGAAUUUAAGAACUUUUGCCUGGAUUGAGCCAUCUUUCCUAUAGUAUGAUGUACUUAUCUUGUUUUAUUUGUUAUGAUGCUUUAAAACUUGACCUCUGAAAUUUCAGUCAGUUGAACCUCUCGUAUUUUUGUUUCAUACAAUGUUCAUGAUUCUCUUAGCGUCCAUGGUAACGGUGGUGUUUUAUUUUGUUC